This is a messenger RNA of Ylistrum balloti, 8276 nucleotides long. RefSeq names its product fibrillin-1-like. The record is from RefSeq and is a predicted model, not a curated record. Gene Ontology annotation, cellular component: extracellular region. The transcript has 26 exons. Bases 1 to 5529 code for a protein of 1842 amino acids. Lineage: Eukaryota; Metazoa; Mollusca; Bivalvia; Pectinida; Pectinidae.
AUGUAUUUGACGUCAUUGUCAGUGGUGUGUGUCCUGUCACUGGUGUCUGGAAAUGUCCUUUACUUCAAACCACAACAUCAGCAGGAUGAUGUUGUGAUGGAAUUUGAUCAGGUCCCUGAGGACAGCCCAGAUAUUAUUGUGUACGACCCUGUGGAAGGCCACGAGUCCAGAGUUCCCAUGAAAGUGGAGGCUUCAGUAAACGAACGCCCAUUUAGGUCUGUUAUGUGUCCAGACGGGAUGUCGGAGUGUCAAAAUGACAACACCUGCUGCAAGUUAUCCAAUGGUCAUUAUGGCUGCUGUCCAUUUCCUGAUGCUGUGUGUUGUUCUGAUAUGAAGCACUGCUGUCGUCAGGGUUUCACCUGUAACUUGAGCAAAGGUCGUUGUGAACAAGGAAAUUCAUAUAUGCCUCUUAUUUCCAAACUUCCUGCCUCCAAACCUAUAAAUCAACAGAACAAGAAGACAGGCUCUCCGAGAUUGUCUGAGGCACAGAUGAUAGCUGAUCCUUUAGAAAUUUGUCCUGGAGGAGAACAUGCAUGUCAAGGUGGAUACAGUUGCUGUAUUAACACCAAUGGUACCCACAGUUGCUGUGGUUACUCUCCUGCCCUCUGUUGUGAGGACAAGGUACAUUGCUGUCCUGCCAAUUACAAGUGCCUUAGUACUGGACUUUGUGAGGAUAGAAAUGGCUUCCAGUUACCACGAUCACGGAAGGUUGAGGCCACAAACAUAAAAGUUAAGGCAAACAUUGUUUGUCCUGACAAAACUCAGUGCGCUGCUGGUCAAACCUGCUGUAUGAAAGGAGUCAACAUCUAUGGAUGCUGUCCAUUGCAAAAGGCUGUUUGCUGCGCUGACAGGAAACAUUGUUGUCCUUUUGGGUACAAAUGUGGCACUAAAGUUGGAACAUGCAUGCAAGGUUAUCAUAUAAUUGAUCUUUCUGUGGAAAACAACCAUGACAUAUCAAGGGAGAUAACCACUGAUCUCAAAGUUGUUGCUGAAGAGAUAAUGCAGUCCUCUGUUAUAUGUCCAGACAAGAGCCAAUGUAUGACUGGACAGACAUGCUGCCAGGGAAUAUCUGGCUCCUAUGGAUGCUGCCCAGUUCCUAAUGCUGUGUGUUGUACAGAUAAGAAACAUUGUUGUCCAGAGGGUCACAAAUGUGAGACAAGUAUAGGAAAAUGUGUCAAGGGUGACCAUUUAAUGGACUGGUUGGAGAAGGAGUCUAAUAGUAUGUCCAUCACUUACCAGGGUGUCUGCUGUGGAGACAAGGAUGGCCACUGUUGUCCGAUGGGAUAUAUUUGUAAUGUCCAGGAAAGGAAUUGUAGGAAGGAAGGAACAGAUGAGGUUAUUCAAUGGCUGACAAAGAUGAAAAUUAAUUCAUUAUCUGUCCGGAAUGUGGUCUGUCCUGAUGGGAGAUCAGAAUGUCCAACAGGAAACACUUGUUGUCUUGGAGAAGAGGGGAAGUAUGGAUGCUGUCCACAACCGAAUGCUGUUUGCUGUGCAGACAAGAAACACUGCUGUCCCAACGGUUACACAUGUGAGACUGGCUCAGGAAAGUGUACGAGAAAUAACGCCAUAUCCAUUGAAUGGUUAGAGAAAACUGAAAGCCGACCUGUUGGUAGUUCAGCAGUCGAUGUAAUCUGUCCAGAUGGACACUCUGAAUGUAAAUCCGGAUCAACAUGCUGCCUGAUUGAAGGGAACAAAUACGGAUGCUGCCCUGUACCUAACGCUGUUUGCUGUGCAGACAAGAAACACUGCUGUCCCAACGGUUACACAUGUGAGACUGGCUCAGGAAAGUGUACGAGAAAUAACGCCAUAGCCAUUGAAUGGUUAGAGAAAACUGAAAGCCGACCUGUUGGUAGUUCAGCAGUCGAUGUAAUUUGUCCAGAUGGACACUCUGAAUGUAAAUCCGGAUCAACAUGCUGCCUGAUUGAAGGGAACAAAUACGGAUGCUGCCCUGUACCUAACGCUGUUUGCUGUGCAGACAAGAAACACUGCUGUCCCAACGGUUACACAUGUGAGACUGGCUCAGGAAAGUGUACGAGAAAUAACGCCAUAGCCAUUGAAUGGUUAGAGAAAACUGAAAGCCGACCUGUUGGUAGUUCAGCAGUCGAUGUAAUCUGUCCAGAUGGACACUCUGAAUGUAAAUCCGGAUCAACAUGCUGCCUGAUUGAAGGGAACAAAUACGGAUGCUGCCCUGUACCUAACGCUGUUUGCUGUGCAGACAAGAAACACUGCUGUCCCAACGGUUACACAUGUGAGACUGGCUCAGGAAAGUGUACGAGAAAUAACGCCAUAUCCAUUGAAUGGUUAGAGAAAACUGAAAGCCGACCUGUUGGUAGUUCAGCAGUCGAUGUAAUCUGUCCAGAUGGACACUCUGAAUGUAAAUCCGGAUCAACAUGCUGCCUGAUUGAAGGGAACAAAUACGGAUGCUGCCCUGUACCUAACGCUGUUUGCUGUGCAGACAAGAAACACUGCUGUCCCAACGGUUACACAUGUGAGACUGGCUCAGGAAAGUGUACGAGAAAUAACGCCAUAGCCAUUGAAUGGUUAGAGAAAACUGAAAGCCGACCUGUUGGUAGUUCAGCAGUCGAUGUAAUCUGUCCAGAUGGACACUCUGAAUGUAAAUCCGGAUCAACAUGCUGCCUGAUUGAAGGGAACAAAUACGGAUGCUGCCCUGUACCUAACGCUGUUUGCUGUGCAGACAAGAAACACUGCUGUCCCAACGGUUACACAUGUGAGACUGGCUCAGGAAAGUGUACGAGAAAUAACGCCAUAGCCAUUGAAUGGUUAGAGAAAACUGAAAGCCGACCUGUUGGUAGUUCAGCAGUCGAUGUAAUCUGUCCAGAUGGACACUCUGAAUGUAAAUCCGGAUCAACAUGCUGCCUGAUUGAAGGGAACAAAUACGGAUGCUGCCCUGUACCUAACGCUGUUUGCUGUGCAGACAAGAAACACUGCUGUCCCAACGGUUACACAUGUGAGACUGGCUCAGGAAAGUGUACGAGAAAUAACGCCAUAUCCAUUGAAUGGUUAGAGAAAACUGAAAGCCGACCUGUUGGUAGUUCAGCAGUCGAUGUAAUCUGUCCAGAUGGACACUCUGAAUGUAAAUCCGGAUCAACAUGCUGCCUGAUUGAAGGGAACAAAUACGGAUGCUGCCCUGUACCUAACGCUGUUUGCUGUGCAGACAAGAAACACUGCUGUCCCAACGGUUACACAUGUGAGACUGGCUCAGGAAAGUGUACGAGAAAUAACGCCAUAGCCAUUGAAUGGUUAGAGAAAACUGAAAGCCGACCUGUUGGUAGUUCAGCAGUCGAUGUAAUCUGUCCAGAUGGACACUCUGAAUGUAAAUCCGGAUCAACAUGCUGCCUGAUUGAAGGGAACAAAUACGGAUGCUGCCCUGUACCUAACGCUGUUUGCUGUGCAGACAAGAAACACUGCUGUCCCAACGGUUACACAUGUGAGACUGGCUCAGGAAAGUGUACGAGAAAUAACGCCAUAGCCAUUGAAUGGUUAGAGAAAACUGAAAGCCGACCUGUUGGUAGUUCAGCAGUCGAUGUAAUCUGUCCAGAUGGACACUCUGAAUGUAAAUCCGGAUCAACAUGCUGCCUGAUUGAAGGGAACAAAUACGGAUGCUGCCCUGUACCUAACGCUGUUUGCUGUGCAGACAAGAAACACUGCUGUCCCAACGGUUACACAUGUGAGACUGGCUCAGGAAAGUGUACGAGAAAUAACGCCAUAUCCAUUGAAUGGUUAGAGAAAACUGAAAGCCGACCUGUUGGUAGUUCAGCAGUCGAUGUAAUCUGUCCAGAUGGACACUCUGAAUGUAAAUCCGGAUCAACAUGCUGCCUGAUUGAAGGGAACAAAUACGGAUGCUGCCCUGUACCUAACGCUGUUUGCUGUGCAGACAAGAAACACUGCUGUCCCAACGGUUACACAUGUGAGACUGGCUCAGGAAAGUGUACGAGAAAUAACGCCAUAGCCAUUGAAUGGUUAGAGAAAACUGAAAGCCGACCUGUUGGUAGUUCAGCAGUCGAUGUAAUCUGUCCAGAUGGACACUCUGAAUGUAAAUCCGGAUCAACAUGCUGCCUGAUUGAAGGGAACAAAUACGGAUGCUGCCCUGUACCUAACGCUGUUUGCUGUGCAGACAAGAAACACUGCUGUCCCAACGGUUACACAUGUGAGACUGGCUCAGGAAAGUGUACGAGAAAUAACGCCAUAUCCAUUGAAUGGUUAGAGAAAACUGAAAGCCGACCUGUUGGUAGUUCAGCAGUCGAUGUAAUCUGUCCAGAUGGACACUCUGAAUGUAAAUCCGGAUCAACAUGCUGCCUGAUUGAAGGGAACAAAUACGGAUGCUGCCCUGUACCUAACGCUGUUUGCUGUGCAGACAAGAAACACUGCUGUCCCAGCGGUUACACAUGUGAGACUGGCUCAGGAAAGUGUACGAGAAAUAACGCCAUAUCCAUUGAAUGGUUAGAGAAAACUGAAAGCCGACCUGUUGGUAGUUCAGCAGUCGAUGUAAUCUGUCCAGAUGGACACUCUGAAUGUAAAUCCGGAUCAACAUGCUGCCUGAUUGAAGGGAACAAAUACGGAUGCUGCCCUGUACCUAACGCUGUUUGCUGUGCAGACAAGAAACACUGCUGUCCCAGCGGUUACACAUGUGAGACUGGCUCAGGAAAGUGUACGAGAAAUAACGCCAUAUCCAUUGAAUGGUUAGAGAAAACUGAAAGCCGACCUGUUGGUAGUUCAGCAGUCGAUGUAAUCUGUCCAGAUGGACACUCUGAAUGUAAAUCCGGAUCAACAUGCUGCCUGAUUGAAGGGAACAAAUACGGAUGCUGCCCUGUACCUAACGCUGUUUGCUGUGCAGACAAGAAACACUGCUGUCCCAACGGUUACACAUGUGAGACUGGCUCAGGAAAGUGUACGAGAAAUAACGCCAUAUCCAUUGAAUGGUUAGAGAAAACUGAAAGCCGACCUGUUGCUAGUACAUUGAGUAUAAUUUGUCCAGACAUGAAAACUGAGUGUCCCUCCGGUAACACGUGUUGUCUUGAUGAGGAAGGGACAUACGCAUGUUGCCCUCGUCCCAAUGCGGUUUGUUGUUCGGACAAAAAACACUGCUGUCCAGAGAACACAGAAUGUGACACUAGUUCAGGAAAGUGUAUCUCUGAAAAUGAUUUGUCCAUGGACUGGCUGCAAAUGCAUGAAUCAGUAUUGAUUCAGAAUCAUUACCCCAUAUCUGCUAAGAUUGUUCCUGCUAUCAGCGUUGAGCAUGAUUCCUCGUCUAUUGACUGCCCUGGUGGUGGUUCUUGUCCAAGCGAUAACACCUGUUGUAAGAAUUCAUCAGGAAAUUACGGAUGUUGUUCAUAUGCGAAGGCGAUUUGUUGUCCGGAUGGGAAGUACUGUUGUCCCCAUGGUUACAUCUGUGACACCGAACCGAUGAUCUGCCGAAUGCCAGAAGGAUCCAAACGGCAGGAUUUCAACACGAACCUCUUCUUACAACAUGUAGUUAACAAACAUAGGCAACGCGGUGGUAAUAAUUAGUCUCAGCAGUAACCAGACUGUUCAUUUGUAACGUAUACGGUCUUAUAUUAUAAUUUCUAUAAAACGAUUUUGAGAUUGAAAACGACUUUGCAAAGCUCAUUGUUAUAUAAUCUGGUCUGUACACGUUAUUGACACCACCAUGUGAGCACCCUAUUAUCAUUCCUUAUCUAAGCUUUCAGAGGUCAACGAAUUUUAUUUUGAUUUCAUUUUGUGUGGGUUUUUUUUUCAGAAUUGUUUGAUAAUUAUCUAUAAUUCGAUUAAUUAUUUUCCGAAACUUUCUCAAAAACAGAAACGCUUCGUAUUUGAUUUGGUUGUCACGUGAUCACAUUGGUAUACUAUAUACUUGAAAUUUAUUUUAAUUAUUACUUCACUUUGAUAUGGAAAUACACAAAAUGUUGAAGCUCUUAUUUUUGAACAAAUGUUUUGUUUCAGGGGAGAGCUUUUUGCAUUACAUAUUUUUUUUUAGAAAAUUUGCUAACGAUUCACGUCGAAAAUCGGCAGUUCAUCUCCUAAAUCGGGGUAAUUGGCGUUGUUCGGUCAUGGUGAUGUCAAUGCUUUAAACCACUUCUUACCUAAAUUUGUGUUUGACGAGUACAGGUGUUUUGUGUAGAAAUCAUAUUUACUUACUAAUAACUAGUGUUAGGUAUUUGUUAUCAUUUGAAAUAUACCAUCAUCAGAUAAUGUAUAAAUACUAACAUACUUAAAACCUAUAAUUAUAUAUCGCCUUUUCACUAACGAAAUGCCUUUGAGAACAUUAUCAUCUCUCCGUAAAUUAGGGUACCAUUUGACUUUCUAUUUUUUUGUCGCCAGUGUCUUAAUUUCGGCAUAUCAUUAAUUGUCAAGUAUUGCAUGGGUACUUUUAUAGCGGACGAGUAGAAUUAGAUAUUCUUGAUCACUGUUCUUCGACGAACGUCAACAAUAAUAUAAGGUAAAAUAUGAUGUACUCUGUUUUGAUUGCAAAACGUUGAAUUGCGCAUGACAAAUAAAACCUCUUUAUACGAUGUAUGCAACAGAUGAACGUUUUGUAUACAAUUCAUAUUCAUUGUAUACACUAACAAGAAUUUUGUUUUUGUUUGAAAACCUAUAACAUUAUAUAUAUAUAAGACACUUUAUGCAUUAAUAUUUACUCCGCUGACUUUACAAUUAUUGUUUUUAUGUAAAUAAUGAUUAAUUACUAAAAGCAGGAACAGAUAAUUUCCAAAGAACCAUGAGGGCAAUCUCUUAAAGAGACAUUUAUGUGGAAUAGUGAGCUGAUCCUGAGUUUGUGAUAUAAGUUACUUAAAUGAUGUGCUAUAUAUAUUUUGUGUGACUUAAAGUCAUCUUAAUAACACUUUAAUCGGAUGCUUUGCAAAAGCGUAGUUGUGACGCACGGUAAUUUAUAUCAUUAUGAAUGGUAUAAAUGUGUCUUUAGUUCCAUAAACAUAUAUUUACGUUGAAAACAAAGACUAUAGAGAAUAUUUCUGCUUUCCAGUGGGUUUAAAAGAGUGCAUUUAACACAUUUUUUAGGAAACGUUUGGACACCCUUUGUCAUUACUAUGGAAACGAAUUUAUUCAGACGUUUGUACAGUAAAUAUUCGAAAAUUUCCAUUAUAAUCUGAUAUGGAAAUUACGAUGUAAUAACUCUCGUAUUAUUCUCCAAAUCGAACAAAAAAAAAAAGAAAACUGGAUUAGUUCGUCAGAGAGGUUAAAAGUUUAUACCAGAAUAAAAAUAUUAUACGUAUUAAGGACUAAACUGUAUGUAGUAUUUGGUUUCAAACUAUUUUAUUGAAGCUUAAACCUUGUAGAAUUAAAAUCGUUACUGUAAUACUGUUUCUGUUCUAUUUUGUACGAAUAAUAAAAUCAUUCCCGUCGCUUUGACUUUUAGUAUUGGCGAAUUUUACAGAAGAAAACACUUCAACCGAAGUAGCACUGUAUACAUUAAUCCGUCAUAAUGUUGUGUUUAAACAUUCCAUUUUAAUGCCCUUUUUUCAGUAGAUUUAUUAAGUUUGAUUGUGUAAACCCGGGCAUUGAUUCUCUGCCAUAUCUGUGAGAUGUUUUGAAUAGAUAAAAAAAUUCAAUGUCAAAGUAUAAGCAUAUAAAAUUGAUUUUUUGUAAUGUUUAGUGAUUAUUUGUAUUACAAACAAAUAAUCAUCUGCCGGUGUUUACAGCAUAUCGCCGCCAGAUUUUGAAAGUCUUUGGAUUAUAUGUAAAUAAUGUUUGCGAACUGUUCUAGCGUUUCAAAUACAAAAUGUUCCGACAUAUCAAAUUAGAUAUCCAAACUCAUUAAGUAAUUAGUAAUUAAACACAUUGUUGCGAUGCAAAUAAUUUUUGUUCUAAAAUAUAAAAAGAAUUCGAAAUUUGGUUAUAAACGUCAUCUAAAGGUCGACGCUUUGUCAUACAGGGUGUUAUUUUAAGUUUUGGUCUAACACAGAACUUCUGUUUAAACAAAGAAUGCGCGUGGACUAACUAUGGUUUCUGGCGUAAAUUGUGGUUAUUUUCAUUAUUGCUUCAUUUUAUUGCUUACACCGAAUAUUUGAGAUUCUUAAAUUGCUGUUUGUUCAUGUUUUGCAUUUCAUAUUUACACAUGGUUGCAAUGUUGUGCAUAUAUCUAACCAAUUAACAAUGUCGAGUGUGACGUGAAAGAUAACGAUAUCAUCUGUAACGUUUCAUUGUUGUGUAAAUGCUGGAAUGAGUGCGAAUGACUAGAUGAACAUCUAACUGGAAUUUUACAAAAGUCUUUACUCUAAUAAAAUAGAUAUAUAUCUUAA